AUGGCCCAGGUACAGUUCAACGCCUGGCUGAUCCUGUGCGUGUUUGCCGGAUCCCAGAGGCUGACAGAUGAACAUCCUCGCAGCAGGGACGGUGCUGGUGCCAACACACACCAUCGUGGCCCCGAGGACACCAACGUCGUGUUAGAGAUGCUCUGGGGAGGGCUGGAUAUUCGGGCCGACAGGACAAUCCGGCUGCGGGAUGAAGAGCUGGCCUCCCUGCGCCCGGCACGGUGGUUCAUGCAGGUUUUAGAGGAUGACGUUCCCAAAACACCGACAGAGAUUGAGCAGCACCUGAGAUAUUAUUCACUGAUGGAUACUCCCUUGCCUCUAACAGAGUUUGACCGGCUCCUUUUCACUGGUGUUUACUGUGCCUAUCAGGUUCGCUCUAUGCAGGGUCUGGAUAAAAAUCUCUGGAUUAGUUUUUUCUCUCAGCUGGUUGAUGAAAUCUUUCGUGAUCUGUGCAAGGGGCUCUGCCCUGCAAAUACCACCCUCCUGCUGGCUUCCUGGCCCUGGAAGGAGAAGCCUUCACAUUUAGCAUCCCUGAAACAUUUCUAUCAUUCUAACCUGGCCAGGACCAAGAGAGGCACUUAA
This is a messenger RNA of Haliaeetus leucocephalus (bald eagle), 591 nucleotides long. It is a transcript of the gene FAM180B, whose product is annotated as family with sequence similarity 180, member B. The coding region runs from base 1 to 591 and encodes 196 amino acids. The transcript is spliced from 3 exons. NCBI's taxonomy places the organism in Eukaryota, Metazoa, Chordata, Aves, Accipitriformes, Accipitridae. The record is from RefSeq and is a predicted model, not a curated record.